CCAAACCCACGCUUUUUCUCCGCUUCUCUGUCUCUCUCCGCCUUGCCGACCGGUAUCUUAUAGAUCUUGACAGAACGGAAAGGAAUUGGAGAAUGAUUGCAAUUACGAGACGUUCUUGCAUUUCUGUCAGCCAUUUUUAGAUGGGCGUCAAUAUAUGUAAUUUUCAACGAAGAAGGAUCAAGGAGGGCAUUAAAGGAUGGCGUUCUAUUCGGAAGAAGACGAGCAGAGCCAUGGGUAUCUUUUUAAGAUAGUUCUAAUUGGUGAUUCUGCUGUUGGCAAGUCAAAUUUGCUUGCAAGAUUUGCUCGGGAUGAGUUCUACACAAACUCCAAGUCUACAAUAGGCGUUGAGUUCCAAACUCAGAAGAUGCAAAUUGAUGGGAAGCAGGUGAAAGCUCAGAUUUGGGAUACGGCUGGUCAGGAACGUUUCAAAGCAGUGACAUCAGCAUAUUACCGUGGUGCUGUUGGAGCUCUGGUGGUUUAUGACAUAAGCAGGAGCCAGACUUUUGAUAGCAUCGGCAGAUGGCUUAACGAACUGCACACUUACUCUGACAUGAACGUUGUGACCAUCCUGGUGGGUAACAAGACUGAUCUGAAAGAUGCAAGGGAAGUGAGCACUGAAGAUGGCAAGGCUCUCGCCGAAGCACACGGCCUCUUCUUCAUGGAAACCUCUGCCCUCGACAACUCCAAUGUCACUGCUGCUUUCCAAACCAUCGUCAAAGAAAUAUAUGACAUAUUAAGUAGAAAGAUGUUUCACUCCCAAGAGAUGAUUACUAAAGAUGGGAGUUCACUUGGAAGUGGAAGAGCUGUCAUACUAAAAGAAGAUAAUGACAAUGAAGCUGCAGGAAUUUCAGGCUUCAGGUGCUGUUCGUUCGGUUGAGACAAUCUUCAUAACAUUUUGCAUUCAUGCUUUAUUUCAUUCAUUUAACUUGUUUCUACCAGCAUUUUGUAAAUGGAUUGUGUGUUCUUUAUUAUGAAGGAAACAUCUAGAUGCAAACAUUAUGUUGAUUUUUUUUGUACAAAACAUCCAAAAAAAAAUUAUGGUUACAUACAUAUUA
Messenger RNA from Dendrobium catenatum, 1055 nucleotides. Its product is annotated as ras-related protein RABA5a. The record is from RefSeq and is a predicted model, not a curated record. The transcript has 3 exons. NCBI's taxonomy places the organism in Eukaryota, Viridiplantae, Streptophyta, Magnoliopsida, Asparagales, Orchidaceae. Bases 197 to 877 code for a protein of 226 amino acids. Gene Ontology annotation, cellular component: endosome. Gene Ontology annotation, molecular function: GTPase activity; GTP binding.